GGUGUUGUAAGACAAAGGGUGGUGCAAGGAGCUGUUGUGGGACGGGAUCUCUCACCCACAAUAGCAGAACGGGUUUGUCCGCGAACUUGGCUUGCCUUUAAGAGUCAGAAACACCUGCUGCCGCCCUGUUAUUUCAGAGGAGAGGGCAGGUCGCUCGCUGUGGACUUGGUAAAGGGUGAAGGAACAGGCAGAGAUGGCUGCAACUACUGCUCAGGCUAUGGGGAGCCUGCCCAGCGGACUGGGGAUAUGCACCACGGCCCCGGAUAUAUUUUACCUGCCUGAACUGGUGUUUGGUGGUUUGGUGUGGAUCCUAGUGGCGUCGACUCACGUGAACCCGCCGAACCCUCUGGGCUGGGUGAUGUUUGUCUCGAUCUUCUGCUUCGUCAUGACCUUUCUCUGGAUGAUCAUCUUUGCUGCGGGAGGCCAUAAGAACAGCUCUGGCUGGGCUGCUGCUGACUUUGCUUACCACGGCCUGGCUGCCUUCUUCUACCUCAGUGCAGGGGUGGAUUUGGCUUACAUCACCUUCUUGAAGAAAACAGAUACGACCGCGUUCAAAAUCUACCAGAUUGACAUCGCUGCUGUGGUGUUUGCCUACCUGGCCACACUCCUCUACUUCAUCCACACCAUCCUCUCGUCCAUCCGGUGGAAAAACUUCUGAAGAGCGACGCCAUGUGAAGUACUGUGCAUCCUGUACUACAACUUUCAGAUGGCCGCCGUGCGUGUGUGUUUCUGUACAGAGGAAUCAUUCACAAGAGACAUCAGUCUGGUUAGAUUCACAAUCAAGUUUUUAAGCCAUAUUUCUGAGACUUUUAACAAUGUCAAAUGAAGGUUGGGUGGGUGAGGAUUUAUGAAGAGGCAGCAUAAAAUUAAAGCAUGACAAAUAAAAGAGAGUCGUACACUAGAAUUAUCAUGUUCUUAUGAAAACUGCCAUUUUGGUUUUUUUUUUAAUCACAUCAUUUUUAGUCACUGGUCAUGUAUUAUAUAAGAAAAAGUUUCAUACUUUUAGGCCAAGAUGCCAUUAAAAAUACAUAAUAUCACAUAAUAUCAGUAUAAUUCAUCUUUAACAAGACAAAGGGAAAAGCACUGAUAGAGAAACAAUGAUAUUAAAGCAGAAAGAGGAAUGGAGGUUCAUGUGGAUGGAGAACAUGAAAUAAAAUAAGUUGUUUGCACCGUUAUGAAUUAAAAGGAUUAGUUCAACAUUCUGAGUUUAGGGCUAAGUUUACUGUAGUUUAUUUUCUUACAUGCAGUAGAUGAGAAGAUUGUCACCUCUCUCAUGUCUGUCCCUUACAUAUGAAACUACCACCCGUUUAGUUUAUUUCAGCACAAAGACUGGAAACAAGGGGAAACAGCUUUGUUCUGCCAACAGUCUGACUGACAGACGUCUUUUGCAAGCGGUAAAAGACUUAACUCUUAAGAACAUAAAAGGUGAUGAAGUGUAUUUUUUAGUCAAAAGACCUCUGGCUUACAUUUGUAUAGUUUUGCCAUUUUUGUAUUCUCAAAAAUAAAACAAGAUUUAGACGUAAA
Messenger RNA from Scatophagus argus, 1524 nucleotides. RefSeq names its product myelin and lymphocyte protein-like. NCBI's taxonomy places the organism in Eukaryota, Metazoa, Chordata, Actinopteri, Scatophagidae. Gene Ontology annotation, molecular function: structural constituent of myelin sheath. The record is from RefSeq and is a predicted model, not a curated record. The transcript is spliced from 4 exons. Gene Ontology annotation, biological process: myelination. Gene Ontology annotation, cellular component: membrane. Bases 194 to 658 code for a protein of 154 amino acids.